This is a messenger RNA of Mucor velutinosus, 1167 nucleotides long. RefSeq lists its product as uncharacterized. Bases 1 to 1167 code for a protein of 388 amino acids. The record is from RefSeq and is a predicted model, not a curated record. The transcript has a single exon. Lineage: Eukaryota; Fungi; Mucoromycota; Mucoromycetes; Mucorales; Mucoraceae.
AUGUCCAAUGAGCCUAGAAAAAAGAAAACAUCCAUCACAUCUGAUCCGUAUGCUGGUCAAUACCCUCCUCCUCCGCCAUUGACUCAAAAUGACUUGAAUGUCGAGGAAAAUCAGCAAAUGUACCAGCAACAACAACAACAACAACAACAACAGCAGCAGCAGCAGCAGCAGCCAUUCUAUAUCGUCGAUCAAUCCUCAUCAUCAAACCAAAGAAACUCGUUUUCAUCUUCGAAAAGACUAUCUUUUCAUGAGGACUCACGAUCAACUGCUCAUGUGUCCACGGUAGCCUCGUCUACCCAUUCUAUCCAAGAUCAGCAACGAGUUCAUUACUAUGAGAACACCAACAGUAGCCAUAACAACAUCAUCGAGGAUGGCGAUUACGAAGAUCCAGAGGCAGUGAACCUAAGAGAUUAUCUCUAUGCCGAAAGACAAGAAAAGCUUCGACAACAAGAAUUGGAAAUGCAACAAAAUCAGCAACUUCAGCCAUCCUACCCGGCAGCGUCUGGGACAACAGCAGUAGAUAUGAGUGAUGCGUAUAGACAUCAUCAUCCUCCUCCAAGACCAGAACCUGUAUUUUAUAAUAAUAGCAAUCCACUAUAUAGUGAUGACCAGCUUUUGUAUAACAGUAACAGUAUAUCUUCACCUAUCAUGAUGCCUCCCUUACUGCCACCUAUCUUUGGCCAUCAACAGCCGUCCUCAUUGUUUACUCCACCACCGCUACAGCAGCAGCAGCAGCAGCAGCAGCAGCAGCCAUUCAUAUCGCCUUUUCGUCAACCUCAAUUGGGCCAGCAGUCGAGCAAUCCAUCUCUAAUGACAUCCAUGAUGCCUCCUCCACCGCCUCCGCCCCCCAUGUUGUUCAAUGACAAGUUUUCCUAUGCUAGAAGACGAGAUGGUUGCUGCUGUUUCGGAAUCACCUUGUGUUCCUGUUUGUGGACGCUAAUUCUGAUUGUAUUUCUGUUUGCUGGAGUAGCACUGAUCAUCAUUGCAAAGGUAGUAGGGGACAAAUGUGCCGCGUCCAAUGACUAUGUGGAAGCAAACAGAACACUUUGUACUCAGGUGUUGCAUGAUGGGUUUUUGUACGGCGGGAUUGCUUUGGCAGGGUUAUGUGCUAUUGUUGUGUUGUGGAGAGUUUUGAAAUGGUCUUGCGGUAAUGCUACUCGGAUAUAA